This is a messenger RNA of Lingula anatina, 1578 nucleotides long. RefSeq names its product proton channel OtopLc-like. Gene Ontology annotation, biological process: proton transmembrane transport. Gene Ontology annotation, cellular component: membrane. Gene Ontology annotation, molecular function: proton channel activity. The record is from RefSeq and is a predicted model, not a curated record. Lineage: Eukaryota; Metazoa; Brachiopoda; Lingulata; Lingulida; Lingulidae.
GGCACGGGAACUAUCAUAUACGAUGCCGUCCGUAUAGUGCAAUAUAUAAACUGGAAAGUAUACGAAAACGAUGUGGCGGCCAAUUGCUUGGAAACCACUAUUCUCAUGAAUUCCAUCGCUCAAAUAACAUUCACAGCUUUACAGGUUUACCUGUUUUUCAUAUACGCCAAGAUUCGCAUCAACAAGUACUUUUGGAUCCAAGUCUUGUCGAAGUUUGGCAUGAUGUUGCUUUUUGGUAUCAAUCUCUCUGUGUGGCUCAGCACACUAGUGGAAGAGGCGAGAGAGGAGAUUGCAGGCCAUGAAGAGCACGACGCACAGCUGCCACAGGGCACAACUACUGCAUCUCACCAUUUUGCUGCAAACGAUGUGGUCCAAAACAGUAGCUAUUCAACAAAUGGUCACACUCUCACUCCGAGUUACAAGUGUAGCGACGGGAUACAGAAUGCUUUCUCACCUUACCUUUUCCCUUGCGUGAUAGAACACAGCCUCCUCUCCGCCUCCAUGGUUUAUAUCAUUUGGACAAAGGUGGGAGAGAAAGUCCAGAUGCGUAGGACUACGUACAUAGAGGACGGAAACAUUGAUGCCAGUGAAGAAAAGGAUGAAAACCACGUUGGCACACCAAAAACUGAUUUUCUUGGUAGAGUUGAAGUCGGUAACCGGCACCACAACGGUUAUUUCACUUAUCACUUUGGGACAUACUUGGGCUUUCUUCUGUUAUGCUUUAUAUUGGUGGUCAUUAUGAUGUUCUUGCACAAUGCCGGUCAGGAAAAACACAGUAAUUGGUUGUUUGAAUUGCACCGUUGGCAUUCCACUGUAACUUUGUUCGUAGCAGAUUUUUUAUUCAAUAUUUUGAGCAUUGUGACAUCGAUUUUUACGUACAUCAAAAUGAGCCCUUUGGCGAAGAAGAAUACUUUUCUUAAAGAAGCAAGACACCGCAGAGAGCGCAGGAUGUUCGCAGAGGAGAACCGACAUCAAUUCAAAAUGCUCGACAAGGCUUUAAUGGGUGUGUCAUAUAUGGGCGUACUAGGAUAUACCAUUCUCACAUUUAUAGCUGGUAUUUUUGGGGAUACAGAAAACGACAGUCUCAGGACCUUGGUCAUGGUUUCUAUUUGUAUCGAUAUCAUUAGUACAACCAUGCAGACUGUAUUCCUUGUGGCUUUCGCUUUGCCGCGUCGCUCCAUUACACGGGAACACGCGAUUGAAAAACCAGGAAGGCAAGGGCUAAUUUUCCUUCAGUUUAUCAAUUUUUGCUUGUGGGCUCUUGACACUUUUGCUUUACGAAGUGCUGAUCCAAACACAUUGCAGCAAAACUUUUAUUCAUUCACUGCUUGGGCGAUACUCUCUACUUUGACGUUUCCUUUAGUGAUUUGGUUUCGUUUUCAUUCUGUCGUGGUACUUGCUGACGUCGUUAAACACAGUUAUACCGACAAAUAUGUUGGAUUGAAAACUACAAAGAAAAGAAGAUGAAUGAUAAAGUACACUUUUCAGCAUAGUUAAUCUUAUGUUACUUUGAUCAAACUUAUUCAGCUGCAAAUAUACACUAUGUUAUGAAAAAUCACUUGCGAUAAGUGAAUUGUG